AUGGUUACAGAAAAACAGAUAGAAUAUGGAAUAUGCUUUAUCAUAAAUCGUAAAGAUGUAGAUGCUUUACAUACGAUUCUUGAUCCAUAUUUUGAUGAAUUAUUGAAAACACCCGAAGUUUCAACUCUAGUUUUAAAUAAAAUAUCAACUUUUCGACGUUUACCAACAUUCAUUACAACUUUCAUCACAAUUGUUUGCAUUUCUUAUGCAAUUGUUCCAAUUAUUUCAAUAAUAAAUCAGUGCCGACAGAGAAUAUGGCCUAUUAGUUAUAAUCUUAUUUAUCUGACUAUUUAUCCUUGGGAAAUUUCACCAAAUAGUUUAAUGUACAAUUUUCAUUUCUUUGAUGAAUAUUUAUUAACCAUUAGCAUUGUUCUUAUAACCUCUAGUGUCGACAGUCUUUAUACAUAUUAUAUUUUUCAAAUAAUCGGUAUGUUACGAGAAAUAUCAUAUCGUAUUUCAAUAUUCGAUGAAAAAGAUAGUGAAUCAAUAAUACGCCAAUGCGUUGAUAAAUAUGAUAUACUAACGCAAUGCUGCGGCAAAAUUGAAAAAGUUUAUGGGCCAAUAAUACUAUGGACUAUGAAUGUUAAUGCUAUUGUACUUUGUGCAGUUAUUUUUCAACUUUCUCAUGCAAAAUCGAUUCCAUUUAUCUCAAUGGUUCUCUGUAUAGCCCACGCUUGUUUAAAAUUAACCCAAGUUUUCAUAUUUGCCUGGGCGGGAUCACUUCUUACUACUGAAAGUGAAAAAUUUAGGGAUACUAUAUAUGCUUCAAGAUGGCUUGGCAAUAACAGAUUAAAGUCAUCAAUAAUUAUAAUGCUUUCCCAAAAGCCACUUAUUUUGACAGCUUGUAAUUUAUUAUAUGUUACAAUUGAUAUGUUUGUAAAAGUUAUAAAUACAACAAUAUCAUAUUAUUUAUUGUUGAAAACGUUUGAACAGGGAGCUUGA
Messenger RNA from Microplitis demolitor, 942 nucleotides. RefSeq lists its product as uncharacterized. Gene Ontology annotation, biological process: detection of chemical stimulus involved in sensory perception of smell; sensory perception of smell. The transcript is spliced from 5 exons. Bases 1 to 942 code for a protein of 313 amino acids. The record is from RefSeq and is a predicted model, not a curated record. NCBI's taxonomy places the organism in Eukaryota, Metazoa, Arthropoda, Insecta, Hymenoptera, Braconidae. Gene Ontology annotation, molecular function: olfactory receptor activity; odorant binding. Gene Ontology annotation, cellular component: plasma membrane.